Messenger RNA from Cajanus cajan (pigeon pea), 444 nucleotides. The record is from RefSeq and is a predicted model, not a curated record. NCBI's taxonomy places the organism in Eukaryota, Viridiplantae, Streptophyta, Magnoliopsida, Fabales, Fabaceae.
AUGAAUGCAACACUAGCACAAACUAUGUCACUUGUGGCAUUUCUUAUUGCGUUGGUUUGGAUCCCAAUUGAGGGAAACUCAGCAUCAUCAUCACCAAACACAUUGCACCAAAAUGAUACUAGUGUGCCAUCAUCACAAAUUUCACCAUGGUUGAAGAGGAAUAAUGUUGUGGAAGCAAGAGGUUCAGGGUGCCGUGGCAGGUCAUGGGUGUGCAACCCACAAGGAGAAUUUCCUCCAAGGAGUUUGUGCUGUAGGAACCUUUGUGUGAAUGUGACUUCUGAUGGGAACAAUUGUGGGUUGUGUGGGAUUAGGUGCAUUUUCAAUUGGGAGUGCUGUGGAGGUUUGUGCACUGACAUAAACAUCGAUUUUUUCAAUUGUGGCAAGUGUGGACAUGCAUGUCCCUUUGGGGCACUUUGCUUGUUUGGUAUGUGUGCCUAUGCAUAG